Messenger RNA from Dissoconium aciculare CBS 342.82, 588 nucleotides. Its product is annotated as NADH dehydrogenase 29/21K chain precursor. Lineage: Eukaryota; Fungi; Ascomycota; Dothideomycetes; Mycosphaerellales; Dissoconiaceae. The transcript has 3 exons. Bases 1 to 588 code for a protein of 195 amino acids. The record is from RefSeq and is a predicted model, not a curated record.
AUGUCGGGCGCGAAGACUAUCGCGAACGCGGCGAACGCGGCCUCCCGGACAUCGAAUUGGCAGAAAUAUACUGUCCAACCUACCGGAAUCUACGCAAAGAUUAACAAUCUGCUUGCGAUUGACCCCAAACGCUCCACCGGUAUCCCGCUCAACCCACAAUUCCGCAAUCCAGCACCUGGCGCCAAUGACCCCAAACUCUUCGACGAUCCCGUCACACUCCCAGCCGCAGACAUCGCCGACAACCCCUACUGGAAGCGUGAUGUUCGUCGUAGCUACCCCAAGCUUAGCGUGGUGAGCCAAUCGGACGUCGUGGCCCUGCUCACAGUGGGAAGCGCAGCUGCGCCAAAGGAUGAUGUGUUGCAAUUGGGUGAAGCUGGAACAAAGCAGCUGGCACAGGUGAAGGAGGAGGGCGAGCGAGGAUUGAGCCCACACUUCCAGCAGAACUCGGCCAGUCUUCAGGCAGUACUGGGCCCUGACGGACUUCCGCCACGGCCACCAAGUCUGCACCGUGCAAACAGGACCUACGAGAUGGUCAAGGAUGAGGAGCAGACGUAUGGUACCGACUACCCUUGCCGAACUUUCAUAUGA